Molecule: messenger RNA, 6506 nt
Organism: Thamnophis sirtalis
Lineage: Eukaryota; Metazoa; Chordata; Lepidosauria; Squamata; Natricidae
Source: RefSeq, a predicted model, not a curated record
ACUCACUGAAUGAUUACAAACCUCCUAUUUCAAAGGCUAAAAUGACACAGAUUACUAAGGCAGCAAUCAAGGCCAUAAAGUUCUACAAACAUGUUGUACAGAGUGUUGAGAAAUUCAUUCAAAAGUGUAAACCAGAAUACAAGGUGCCUGGAUUAUAUGUCAUUGACUCGAUUGUACGGCAGUCUCGGCAUCAGUUUGGACAAGAAAAGGAUGUCUUUGCUCCUCGGUUUAGCAAUAACAUCAUUAGCACUUUCCAGAAUUUAUAUCGUUGCCCUGGAGAUGAUAAGAGUAAAAUUGUUAGAGUGCUCAAUUUGUGGCAGAAGAAUAAUGUUUUCAAAAGUGAAAUUAUCCAGCCUCUAUUAGAUAUGGCAGCAGGAAUUCCUCCUCCAGUUGUGACUCCUGUUUUGCCAGGGACAACUGCUACUUUGAGUAAUAAUACACCAGGAACUCCAGUAACUCCUGCUACUCCAGCCAAUGUAAUCCAAAGUUUACCUGAUCCAUGGGUAUCUCAGAUAACUAACACAGAUACGCUUGCUGCUGUAGCACAGAUCCUGCAGAGUCCACAAGGCCAACAGCUUCAGCAGUUAAUACAGACAUUGCAGAUUCAACAACAAAAACCACAACCAUCAUUGCUUCAAGCACUAGAUGCUGGUCUCGUUGUUCAGCUACAGGCUCUCACUGCUCAACUUACAGCCGCCGCCGCCGCAGCAAAUACACUCAAUCCACUAGAACAGAGUGUCUCUUUUAACAAGAAGCUGAUAGAUAGGUUUGGAGAUUUUGGAGAAGAAGCUGAUUUGAAUGAAGAGUCCAAAAAGGAAACUCCAACUUCUCAAUUGCCCCUUGUAUCUGAAUCCGUGAACAACUCACUUUUUCAUCAGCUAGCUGAACAACUACAGCAACAAAACUUAGAACAUCUUCGGCAGCAGCUUCUAGAUCAGCAGCCACCAAAGGUAAGCCCUGAGGAAACUCAAGAAGAAAAUUUUGGUUCUGAGCAUUCAGCAUCACCUUCACAAGACAGCAGUCACCAACAGUUUUUAGAAGUGGAAACAAAGCUUGACAAUUCAAUGGAUGUUCAACAACAGGACAUGGAUAUAGAUGAAGUCCAGGAAGUUGUAGAACAAGAAGUCUUUGAGCAAGAAGAAAAGAAACCAGCAGUUCUUUCAAGAUCACGAACACGCUCAAGAUCACGUUCGAGGUCACCAAGAAAAAGAAGGUCAAGAUCACGGUCUGGUUCUCGAAAGCGUAAACACCGAAAGCGCUCACGUUCUAGAUCAAGAGAAAGAAAAAGGAAGUCAUCAAGGUCAUAUUCAAGUGAAAGAAGAGCUAGAGAAAGGGAAAAAGAAAGACAGAAAAAAGGGUUACCUCCUGUCCGAUCAAAAACACUAAGUGUCUGCAGUACCACGCUUUGGGUUGGGCAAGUGGACAAGAAAGCCACACAGCAAGAUUUAACCAAUUUAUUUGAAGAAUUUGGACAAAUAGAAUCUAUAAAUAUGAUCCCUCCCAGAGGUUGUGCAUAUGUCUGUAUGGUUCAUAGGCAAGAUGCUUAUCGUGCUCUUCAGAAACUAAGUUCUGGAUCCUACAAAAUUGGAUCUAAAAUUAUUAAGAUUGCAUGGGCUUUAAACAAAGGGGUGAAAACUGAAUACAAACAGUUUUGGGAUGCAGAUCUUGGAGUAUCAUAUAUACCCUGGGAAAAAGUUAAGAUGGAUGAUUUAGAUGGCUUUGCAGAAGGAGGCAUGAUUGACCAGGAAACAGUAAAUAGUGAAUGGGAAAGUACAAGGACUUCAGAAACUGUAAAAGAGAAUGUACAGAUAACCCCGAGUGCAACCGUUGAGAAAACCACAGUUGUCACAACACAGACAGAAACUUACACACAGUCUGUCGCUAUGUUACAGAUGCCUGUAGCUCCAACUGUGCCAGCUGUUAAUUUAGUUCCACCUGCGUUUCCUGUUACAAUGUCUGUCCCUCCACCUGGUUACAGUGGAAUUCCUCCGCCUCCAUUCUUGAGAGCAAGCUUUAAUCCUUCACAACCACCUCCUGGUUUCAUGCCUCCACCUGUUCCACCACCUGUUCCACCACCAGUAGUUCCAACAUCUCUUGUACAACCGUCGCUGACUAUUGCUCAAGAAUCAAUGAAAGAUUUUAGCAGCCUUGUUCUACCAGGUGGUACUGUUUCUAAUAGUCUUACAACACCAACAUUAUCUGCCGGAAGUGUCUUUUCUUCUCUUUCAAAGAACAGUUCAGAAUUAGAUGAAAAAGGAUCUUUUCGUGCUGACCUUCAGACCUCUUCUACCGAAAACAGAACUGUUCAAGAUGACGUUUCAAGCAGUUCUGGACUUACCGAGGGAGUACAGCCACCUGGUAUCACAACCAGUUCUGGGCAUGUAGGGGGAAUCCAGCCACCCCAUGUCUCAAGUAGUGCUGGACUUGUGCAGCCGGUCAGUGUCUCCAGCAGUUCUGGACUUUUGACAAGAAUUCAACCACCCACGGCUUCAAAUAGCUCUGGUCUUACAACAGGUGUUCAGGCUCCAAGUAUCUCAAGUAGCUCUGGGCUUUUGACGGGACUUCAGCCCAUAAAUGUUUCAAGCAGCUCCAGCCUUUUAAUGGGAAUGCAACCACCCAUAGUCUCAAAUAAUACUGGACGUUUGUCAGGAAUCCAGCCAUCCAUUGUAUCAAGUAGUUCUGGGCUUUUGACAGCACUCCAGCCACCCAUUGUAUCAAGCAAUUCUGCAAUUUUAGGAUUGCCACCACCAAUAGUUUCAAGUAGUUCUGGACUGUUGGGAUUACCACCGCCAAAUAUUUCAGGUGGUUCUGGCCUGUUGGGACUACAACCACCCACUGGAAUUCAAAAUUUACCCCAUUUAACUAUGGGUAGUCAACGGUUGCAUGGAAUUCCUCUAGUAGAAAUGCGAUCGGGAUUAAUGCCACAGCCACCUGGUCCUAGGUUUCCACUACUGCAACCUGGGAUGCCACCCCAACGUACAGUUCCUCCUCCAGCCAUACUUGAUCCAUCCCUUCCUCCACCUAGAGUUCCUUUCCUUCCAGGAGAUAUUUUUGCUCAAACAGAGAGGUCAUUUGCAACUUCCAGUAGGCAAAAUAUGGAUAUUUCUAACCCAGAUAAAAGAUUGCCUAUUGGGGAAGAUAGCAUUCAACAAGAAGGAGAUAGAGACUAUCGAUUCCCUCCAGUGGAAAGUAGAGAUCGAACAUCUUCAGUAGAUAUCAGGGAUUCUAUUGGAAGGCCACCACUAGAUCCAAGAGAAGGUCUAGGUCGACCACCUAUAGAUGGAAGAGAACAUCUUAUCAGGCCACAUAUAGAUUUACGGGAGAACUUUGGAAGGCCAGGUAUCGAUAAUUUAAGAAGAGAGCAUUUUGCUUUCAACUCAGAAAAACAUUGGGGUCAAAGAGGAGAUUAUGAUGAAAGAGAACACCAGAACUUUCCUAUAUAUGGUGGUCUCAAGGGGUUCCAGGACUUUCGAGAGAGAUAUCGCCAAACAAACUACAGAUUUGAAACUCGAAGUGGUCCUACCUGGAACAGAGGACUUGAACAAGAUGCUCACAGAGACUUUGAUGACCGUCGUAGACCAUGGGAAAGACAAAGGGACAGGGAUGAUAGAGAUUUUAAUUUUGGUAGAGAAAUUAAUGGAAACAGAUUUGGGAGAGAGAGAACACAGAACAACUGGAUACCCCCUCCACAUCCAAGAGCGUUUGAAUAUUUUGAAGGUGGUGCUUCUCAACAAAAAGUUGAUAGUGUACCCCAAGUUAACGGUGAAAACCCAGAGACAGAGAAUCAGCCAUCUGCUGUGCAAGUGCAGGAUGAAUUGGAACUUUAUGAAAAGUUGGCGACUUCAAAUGAGACAAAAAAAGAGAAGAGUGACACAGAAGCUGAAUUAGAAAAUGAACCAGUGGUAGAAAGCACAGAAACUGAGGGGACAUAAUCAUCACUCAGUAGGAAAUAUGAUGAAGGAGGUUGUGGCAACUUUACCGUAUGCUGGGCUCGGCAGACUUAAAUGAGAAGUACUUCAGUGUUCUAAUGGGCACCACAUCGCAUCUUGAUUAUGAAGUAUUAGAAGGAAGGAACCUGGCCUUGCAUAUUGAGGAGGCAAUGUGUGCCAAAACACACAUUCUGAUUCUUUAAAAAAAAUAGAGAACAUAUCUACUAGUAUUACCUGUCUGGAGCAGGCUUAAUUUUAUAAAUUGAAAGCAAUAAACUCCGUGAGUUUUUUUUUAAAAGAAUACUCUUUUUUCCUAUGUUUUUGAGGAUUAUUUGUUCAAAUGAAAGUUUUUGCAUCCAGUAGAGAGAAAGGCUCUUCUGCAGGAUCAGAAGAUAACACUGGACUGUAAAUUAUAACUAAACCCAUAUCUUCUAAUGUUAUUAAUCAAAGGACAGGUUGCAAGAAAAAUAUUUAGUGGUUUUGCUUUUGGAUUAGACAUUUUGAAAUGUGUCGCUAAGAAGUUCCAUUUGAUGUAACACCAUAUGUGCAGUCACUGUAUAGAUCCUGCAUUAAGGAUAUGCCCUUGGUUCUAGCCAUUUCCAUCAGCAAGUGGUCAGUGUCAAAUUACAUGCUCUGCAAUCUUUGAGUAUAUAUGUCCAUAAGCACUUAAUCUGUUACACAGAAAGUCUUGAAGAAGGAUUGAGAUAGAUUCUUGAUCCCAAAGCCUUCAGAAUUUUAGAAGAAUAUGAAAUUAAAUUGCAAAGCCAGUACUUGUCCUCAAUCAACUUUUUGACUUUUUGUUAACAUUGAAAAAAGUGAGGUUCAAAUAGAAGUGAUUGAUGAUGAAAUGAAAUGUCAUAAUGAAUUCAUUUUAAAAGGCACCCAGUGGACACCUUAAAAAAUGACCUCAGUAAGCUCAAAGCUUUAUCUACAUUCCAGGUUCAAACAUGUAGACCUGGUUUACUGAUCAGCUUUAGAGAGGAAAAAAAGCAAUGUGGUUAUGCGCCACAUGCAGGAAGCUUCGGUCUCUCUUAAGUUUCUUUUCUUCGAGAAGUAAUUGGACAGUUAUUCAAAAUGUUGUCGCUUAUGAUCGUGGAAACUUCAGCAAAACCAUUCCCCUUAUGCUGUACUUGCAUGGUGACAAGAGCUUUGGACUUGUGUAACAAUAAAAAAAAAUAGAUGCAGAGUCCUAUUUUUGUCAUCAGUUUAUUCAUCUGGUAAGACUAUAAAUCGUACAGUUUGACCUCCUCACUGUACCAUGAUAAUACCUUAACCCUAACCUUGUCUGAUCUGAUGCUCUUUCUAUUUGUUGAGAUGGCAACCACAAAAUCCGCAACUCGACUAUUCGUGAUGCUAGCAGCGGAUUGUAAUUCUAGCCGAUUUUGAGGGCAGCAGUUUGGGAAGCGUUGCAUAAAACCUACUGAUUUAGGUACCUUGCCAUUACAGUAAUAAUAAGCAACAGCAUAGCAAUGAACACAGUGAAAAUCAACAUUCUAUUGCAUUUUUUAUUUAAAAAACGUAGAAAUUAGUACACAGCUAUAUGGUCAAUAUCAAAGCUGACCUUUUGAACAGCGAGUUGUAUUUGCACAUACCCAUGUUCCAGCUACCACCACCAUCCAUAAUGCUGUUCCUCUGAUAAUUCUAUUGCUCUGGUUCCUAUCAAGAGCCUAUUUAUGGCUCUUGAUUUGUGUGCAUCUUUCAAACACAACACAAGAUCAUCCUUGAUCCUACAAAUUGUCUCUAUGUGCUGUAAUAGGACAAAGGCUUUAUUAGAAUCAAUUACCAUUUUUUUAAAAAAUAGCCACACUUGAAUUGAUUUUGAUAGUGGUAUUUUAUUAUAUUGAGGUCUAUGUAUUUUCCCCUAAUGGGUGAAUUAAGCUGUUUCGAUCUAUUAAAGAAAAAAAUAAUGGCUCAGCAGAGCUCAACAGACUCCUAUGAGACAUUAUUGAAGAAAUGUUUGGAGCAAUGAAUAUUCUUAGGAGAAAGUGAAUAUAUGAAUAAUGUUUUUAGCUGAGAAAAUCAUUACAAAUGUGUGCCUGUCUUUAUACACCGGGGUGUUAUUUUCUAGUAUAUGAUUUCUAAUUGUGUUCAUGUUAUUUAACACAAGGCAUUUCUUAAGUGUAAUUUGAAUUUGCCAAGUUAUGCUUGUGCAGUCAUGCAGUUAUAAUAUUGUCCAUCUGAUGAAUAAUUCAUUGUGGCUAAAUAGAACAUUAAGAAAAGAAAAUUAAAUAAGUUUACAUUUUUCAGUCUGAAGUGUCUGAUGAUAUUUGAAUAUUAAGCCAUUCCCAAUAACUGUUUUCAAUUACUUUUCCCACUUUUCAUUGAAUAGUUGCCUAUUUAUAGAAUAAUCCAAACGUGGCAUAAAAAUUGUCUCACUCACAAAGAGACUAUAGAUUCCCUGUAAUAUGGUAUAAAAUUGUAUAAUAUAGAUGGAAGCCCAGAUUUCCUCAUGGUAAAUUCUAUAUCUGUUAUAAUGAACUAUUAUCUUUCAUGGUUAAAAUAGUGGAAUCCUAACCUGUGUGAUGUACAGCAGUGUUUAUUAAACUAUUUGCUGAUUACUGACAUCUUUAGUAAAAA